Messenger RNA from Macrosiphum euphorbiae (potato aphid), 1800 nucleotides. The record is from the annotation of a GenBank genome assembly. NCBI's taxonomy places the organism in Eukaryota, Metazoa, Arthropoda, Insecta, Hemiptera, Aphididae.
AUGUUGAAAGUAGUAGGAGCAUCAUGGGCUCAGACGCAACUGUCGUGGUGUUUGAUUAUUGCAAUCACUUUGUUGGGUUUGCUAGCAUUUUAUUUUGGAGGAACGAUCAGAAAUGAGUAUGAUGGUAAAUAUGCGGCAACAGCCUUUUGGAGCAAAGAAUUUGGAAUGAGAAUUGAUUUCUGUGGCCAAAAUAACGACCCGCUUACAGUUAGAAAAGGAGUUGCAAGAGCUUAUUAUAGACCAGAUUUAUCUGAAAACGGAUGGGCAGUUUUAGAAGUGGAGACUCAGGCAGAAUACCCGGACUACGUACAAGCAAAGGCUGCUGGAUAUUUGGAAGGAAGUUUGACAUGGAGGAUGAUUUAUUGGCACUGGAAGAACACAGUGGAAAACACAUGUAUCGGUAGAAGGAACUUCUGUGAACGAAUAAGAAAGUAUUUAGAAGAAAAUGCUGAAGAAAUCAAACGAACGGCGAAACGACGAGGCGAAUCAGACCCGUUUUGGCACCAAGUUAAUAUGUUUUACACACAAUUGAAAGCAUUGGAGGAUGGUUGGCGAUUUGGUGUAAAAAGAAGCAGACAAGACAUUGACAUACCAUCUGUGGACUUCUUGUGGAUGAACAUAAUGCCGGAUUUAAAAAACUUCGAACAAAAAUGGAACGCAUCAAAAGAUUUUAAUCCAGAUAAGCCGCCAUUAUCUGCUACAUUGGUAAAAAUUAUCAGCACUAACCCAAUUGACUUUGUAUUAGCUCAAUCUGCAUCUGGAUAUUAUGGAUCAAUGUUGCGCAUACAGAAACGUUACAAUUUUGGUUUCCAUGAAACUGAAAGCGAAGAUAGUGCGCUCGUUAAUGGAAAGAUUGUCGAGUUUACUUCGUAUCCUGGAUCAGUUUAUUCUCAAGAUGACUUUUAUAAAGUCAUCAAGAAAGGUUCUAAGACAGAGACUACUGUUGUAGGGACAGAAUUACAAAAUAAAAAUAGACAACUCUGGGAAAAAAUUAUGAAGACCGAUCAAGUUCUGUUGGGUGCAAGAAUCAUGGCGGCCAAUCGUUUAGCGAGUAACAGUAAGAAAUGGUACGAGGUGUUUUCGAGAAACAAUAGUGGCACUGGAAACAAACAGUGGCUGAUCAUCAGCACAAAUAGCACAUCAAUUGCAUUUGGAGUCAUCGAACAAAUGCCCGGCAUUGUUAGCUACGAAGAACUUUCCAAAACACUUUUGUCCACCGGUUAUUGGGUCAGCAAUAGUAAUCCGUGUCUCAAGGAAACUGUUUACAUGUCGGGCGCUGACGGACGGGACGCUGCUGAUCACCCGGUGGCAAACGUACUGCGCAACGGACAGCGGAACGUCACCGACAUUGGAACGCUUGUGGACCUGAUGCGGGGCACCGAAAUGUCGCUGAUCGGCCGAACAGACCUGCUGGGUGUCAAGACCAACGCCAUGUUCCUCCGGUUCGCCAACCAGUCGUUUGUGGAACAGCUGAUCGCGGCCAACCGGCUCCAAUCGGCCGACUCCACGGCGCCGCUAAAAGACGACCGGACGACGAUCGUCACGAACCGGCUACCGUCGUCCGCGGCUUCCGACGACAAGUUGGACGUGGACAAGUACUUCACGGGAACGGUGGACCUAAAGGUCACUUCGGCGAACAUGAACGGUUACUACGCGGCCUCCGGGCCACCGUUCACCAUGGACCGCUCCGAGGUCGAACCGUUCCGGUGGUCCGAGAGCCCGAUCAGGCACUUGCCGCAUUACGGGCACCCGGAUGUCUGGGACUACGAAGUGGAGGGCGUCGUUUGGGUUUGGAAAUGA